Messenger RNA from Bubalus bubalis (water buffalo), 2857 nucleotides. It is a transcript of the gene HRK, whose product is annotated as harakiri, BCL2 interacting protein. Bases 136 to 411 code for a protein of 91 amino acids. Gene Ontology annotation, biological process: positive regulation of apoptotic process. The transcript is spliced from 2 exons. Gene Ontology annotation, cellular component: mitochondrion. The record is from RefSeq and is a predicted model, not a curated record. NCBI's taxonomy places the organism in Eukaryota, Metazoa, Chordata, Mammalia, Artiodactyla, Bovidae.
ACGCACAACACAAGGAGAAACUUGGUGUCCAGGGGAGGCCCCCGGCGACUGGAGCGCGGCGGAGGCAGGCGCGGAGGCCGGAGGGAGAGGAGGCGAGGGGCGACCGGACGCGGGGAGGGAGCAAGGCGAGCGGUCAUGUGCCCGUGCCCCCUGCACCGCGGCCGCGGCCCCCCGGCCGUGUGCGCCUGCAGUGCCGGCCGCCUGGGUCUGCGCUCGUCCGCCGCGCAGCUCACGGCAGCCCGGCUCAAGGCGCUCGGCGACGAGCUGCACCAGCGCACCAUGUGGCGGCGCCGCGCGCGGAGCCGGAGGGCGCCGGCGCCCGGCGCGCUCCCUACCUACUGGCCCUGGCUGUGCGCGGCCGCGCAGGUGGCGGCGCUGGCGGCCUGGCUGCUCGGCAGGCGGAACUUGUAGGAACGCGGGGCUUCUUGGUGGGGCCGGAGCCGAGACCCAGCCGGAGCGAGCAACAGGUUGGUGAAAACCCUGUGUCCUGGAGAAAGCUGGUUCCUGUUUUCCCAAGGGGGAGCCCAGAGCUUGAAAGGCCACAGUUGGCACUUCGAGAAGGAAGUGGAGAAUAAACACAGCGCCUGGAGCAAUAGUAGCAAUGAGGAACGGGACUGGAGAAGCCCUCUGGAUGUCCAGCUGCAGACACAAGACACCCCAACACUAUUUACAUACAGCUCUCUAUAUAUAAAAAAAAGAAAAUAUGAAUAUUACUAUUCAGUGCAUGCCUUGUCGAGGACGUGGUCCCCUCCCUUUUCUGCACCUUCCGAUGUGAACUCUGAUGCUCUUUCAUGUCUGGGGGCACUGGAAGAAAGAUGCUUACUGUGUACCUAGAAAAUUUGCAAAGACUGGUGGGAGUUAGCCUCAGAGGCGACCAACUGCCUGGGAAGGGAUGCUGGUGGAGGAAGAGGUGAAAUGGCAAAAGGCAAAAUAGGAAAAAAAAAAAAAGUGAGGAGGACCUGGGGCCAAUGUCGUAGCGGCAGAGCCCAGGGACACCUCCAUUUCUGUCUUCACAAAUCCUAGCCUCUCUCUGUCUACCUAGAUAGAUGGCUAGUCCCGCUGUUACAUCAAGACAAAAGGCAUUUCUUUUCCCCGACCAAUCUGGUGUCUCUGGUGCUUCACUUAAAUCUUGCUGGUGCUAAGCGUGUUCUUGCUGGUGCUGCCAUGGUGUUCUGUUGCCAGACCCGCAAGGCCAGGGAAUGAGAGAGAUGUCUAUUUUGCUGUUUCGGAUUCUUUUUUAAAAGGGAUCAGUCACAAAAGUGCCACUUGAGAGUCUUUUCUCUUUCUUUGCGUGGGGAUGAAUAUCCAGAGGUGUUUUGGAGCAAACCUUGGGGUCUGGGAGGGAGGAGGUGGACGCUGAUGGCACUGAGUGGCUUGCUGGUCACGAGGUAGAAAGCUGACCUCACAUGCGGCUUGUUUGCUGUCUCUGCCACCCCCACAAAAAGUAUCCUGGGAGUUCAGUCCACAGCCUCCCCCACACCCCAAGGGCAUUUCAGGGCUUAGGUUUUAUGGAUUAAAGAGCCAAGAAACAGCUAAGUUCUGGUCAAGGGUGAUUUAUAAGCCAGGGACGUUGGGGGAGGGAGCGGGGUCAUUUAAAUGAAAUGCACCAGCAUCUCACUGACUGAAGGUCUGAUGUGUUUUUUUUUUCUCCAGGAUAAGCUACUAUUUUCAGAAGUUUCUAGAAGGGCUAAAAAAAAAGAAAAAAGAUGUGUGCUGGACUGAGACUUGGCUGCAAAGACUCUUCAGGGAGCAAUGAUUAUUUUUUGCUUUCAUUAAAAAAAAAAAAAUCCAACAACAACAGGUAUUAUUCCUCUGUGCAGGGUACACCCUACGGUUUUUAAAGCUGAGGUGGUGAGGCACCAGACUGUAGGUCCAGACAGUCAUUCUACAAGGCUGGGUUUGCAGGUCACCACCCAGUACCCGUGGACAGCGGGUGUCCUGGACUGUUCUGCAGACACCCUUCCAAGAAGCCAGCAGAGGGAUCAUCUGUUUUAAGGGCUGAAACCACAGUUCUUUCCCAUGGGCUUUGCUGAGAAUUACCAGGUCCUUUAGAAUGCAGGAGCUUUCAGUGCUGCUGCAAGCUGGGAGCUGUCUCUUUCUUUGAAAAAUAAGUAAGCCCAUGCCUUAUGUUUUUCUAAAUAGCCCUUUAAAGAAAUGUGCAACCCAGAACUGUUGAAGGUGAGGGCAGCUUCCCCUCUCCUCCCGGACAGCUUGGAACUCAGCAGAGCCAAAAGGAAAGCUUGUUUAUAGACGAUUUGUUUCCCUCAUGGCUGGAGCCCUUCCUGCAGUUAUGUUUACAGGGGAUGGGUGUGUAGACACGGUCGUCAGAGAGCGGCAGGUGACAUCCCCACCAAGCCGUGAACUCAGAGAAGGCAAGUUCACUAGAAUGAAAUGAAAUACAGCCUCUGCUUUGUCAGUCACUUUCCUAGGCAGACGCUAGACUUUCCAGCUGACCCUUUUCUGGGGAGGGGUUUUCAUCACCGUAGUUGUUCUUGAUCACAGCUCUCUGCUGCUUUAAGGCUGCACCUUCAAGACCACAGUGGGGAUGUGCUGACCACCUGGACACAGGUUAAACGUCAGAGAAUCCCCUUUUUCGACCCUGACUAGCUUAUGACAUUUCCACUGGAGGAUACACACUCCAAGUGCUGGGGUUUGGGGCAAUUUUCAUUUCAAUGAAGUCACACUGCUGAGAAAACUGGGCACCCAGGACCCUCCUGAUGGAGCUUUACAGCCAAGUCCCUUGUAUAUAUUCUCUUGUAUUAUUAGAAACUGUGUAUUUAUCUAACCCUGGCUUUUUCUUGCACAUCAUUAAUUUGAGUGCAUUUCUCCACUGCCCCGAUUUUUGACAAGGGGUUGU